AUCCUUGACAUGUCAACAAAUUUGUCGAUGGUGAGAGUGAGGUUGGAAGAGAGAGGAGUGAAGAAGGAAUGAAAAUAAAGAGUAAAGGUGAGAUCUAAGCAGCUCAAGAAUGAGGUCGUCGGUCAUGGAGCGGAAGAGCAUCAUGGUUCCGAUAAAGGAGGCAAAGGUGGAGAACAAUGUUGAUGCAAUAUUGGACAUGUUCGAUAGGGAAAACUUGGUAGCCAUUUCUGAAUUGAUAUUCGAGAAAUUGGUUGUGAAGAAAUUGGGGUUCAGUUUGAGGAUUGAGGUCAAGAAUAAAGUGCACUUGCUCUUCUUCUUUUCCUCUGAUUGCUGCUGAUUUUUCUUCUACAGUUUAAUGUUGUCUAGUGCUAAUUGUUUGUUUGAUUUGGUAUAAGUGAUAUGUUUGAAAAUCUUAUAGGGAAACAACGAUAUUAUUAGGAUAAUGGUCAUGAUUGUUUUAGUGUAAAUGGCUUCUUUUGUGAUGUUAUAUGUAAUGGUCAUGAUUUUUUUAGGUAAAUGGUGAUUCUAUGUUUGUAUAUUAGCCAUGAUGGAAAUGGCCAUUUGAUUGUAAUCCAUUCAAUGAUAGCAAUGAAAAUUAUGUUUACUG
Molecule: messenger RNA, 607 nt
Organism: Rubroshorea leprosula
Lineage: Eukaryota; Viridiplantae; Streptophyta; Magnoliopsida; Malvales; Dipterocarpaceae
Source: the annotation of a GenBank genome assembly